GGCGCGCCGCGGGCCAUGGCGGUGGCGGGUCGGUGUGGGCGGCCGCUGCAGCUGACUCUGGCUCUGCUGAAGCCGGAUGCCGUGGCCCACCCGCUGGUGCUGGAGGCCGUGCACGAAACCAUCCUCAGCAAUCGGUUCCUCAUCGUGCGCGCCAAGAAGCUGCGCUGUGGGCGGGAGGAGAGCCGCCGGUUCUACCGGGAGCACGCGGGGCGGUUCUUCUACCAGCGGCUGGUGGAGUUCAUGGCCAGUGGCCCCAUGUGGGCUUACAUCUUGGCCCAUGAGAAUGCUGUCCCGCUCUGGAGAUCCCUGAUGGGACCCACCAAAGUAUUCCGAGCCCGAAACAGCGUCCCAGACUCCAUCCGAGGAGCUUAUGGCCUCACUGACACCAGGAAUACCACUCAUGGUUCAGAUUCACCAGCAUCUGCCAGCAGAGAAAUUGCCUUUUUCUUCCCAGAGUUCGAUGAGCAGCUCUGGUACCAGCAGGAAGAGCCACGUCUGCGCCGAGGGCAGGUGUAUUACAAUGCAGAGGAGCGUGUCCACUGUGUGUUCAGGGAUGAAGAGGCAGAGUUGACCUGAGUUACCCGGGGGUAUGGUUUGCUGAGCCGGGAGUACCUGCUAGACACACUGUGUCAGCCUCAUAACAAGACAUAGAGCCAUGGCAUGUUUUAAGGAGUAUGGGGGAGAGAAAGACCUAAAGCACAUUAUGUUGUGCUACCUGGAGUUAGGUUGUUCAUGCAGCAUCCAGGUGCUGGGGCAAUUUAGGUAAAACUUCUCAAGUAGCAGUUCUCCAACUGGAUGUAGAGAUCUAGCCAUGGAGUUCACUGGUCUCUCAUGUUUAUUUGGACAUAAGCGGUACAGGUGAGUCCAGCAACAGGGUAGAUGAAAGGGGGUUGCUAGUUCCAGUUAGGAUAUGGUUUGUUUUGCUGAUAGUAGUCCUCAGAGUCUUAAUAUUUGCUCUGUUCCCAGAGGCCCAUAAGGAGAAAAGAGAGGCAAAAGAAUACAAAAAAAGGCAGCAAUAAGCAGGGUAGUAUGAACUCUCCUGCCCUUGUUUUCCUGGAUCCAAGCUGAGAAACAAGGUUGUCUUCAGUUUGUAUCAUAAGUCUGAUCUUGAGCAUCUGGUGGAACGCACGGUUAGAAGCCGUUCUCAAGAGGAAAGCAGCAUAUCCCAUUGGGUUGGUUUGGUUUGGGCUGACAAGUCUGCAGCACAAGUUCUAGGGGAAGCUGCAGAAAGGUGUGGAGUACUCCGGUGCCUGUGAAGGAUCUUUUGUUUGUGCUUUUUAGAUUGCCUGGGGCAUGAGAUCAGCAGUUCUGAUGAGACUUGAUAGUGGCUAUUAGAGCUGUGGAUUUCUUGAAUCCAUAAUAAAAGGCCAGAGAAGCUGAUUUGAAUGCUGGUACACAGGGGCUGUAGAAUUUCUGCCAGGAAAUUUCUUUACAAGAAGCCUUGUAACAAAUUGCCUAAUGGCAACUCAGGGGCUUCAUUGCCUAUACCCUUACUGGGCAUUGAAGUACUGAGUUCCAUGUCAUUUGUAAAUUAUAUGGACAAAGUCCUUUAAUUAUGCAAUAAUUGAUAUAGUUGUCAUAUGCUGAUAUGCGUGUGAGGACUUGGUUUUGAGGUACAAAGCAAGGUUCUGAUAUGCUUAUUUAUGUUUCCCUGUUUGAUGCAUUUUGAGCUCUGUUACUGUACAAGUUUUUUAUCCAUUUAAACUCUCCCCAAAUAGCCUCUUACAAUGAUGAUAUUUUUAAUUAAGGUGCCAUGUUGUACUGAGUGAAUUUUUUUGGGAUAAUUUCAAAUGCACUGUAUUGGUGAAGGUACCUUUGUACUGUGUUUGGGACAAGAAGUUUGUUAGCUUGACUCCUUCUGAAGUUUUGUGUGACUAGCACUGAGAAUACUGAUCCCUAUAGCUCUUGACUGGGUUGUUGAUUGAAUCCCAAAUUCAUUAGUGCAUCAUUGUGGUACAGAUCAAAGGCAAGUUGCUGUGACUAGUUUAAGACAACUAUGUGAAAUGUUGGGCAUUUGAUUAAAAAAUGUGUAAUUGUAGGAGAUGCUUCUGUAGAGUUUCCUUGACCAAAUACAUCAACAUGUUUGUUCCUUCCUUACCAUUAUACGAGAUUAAAUGCAGUCAUUGUUUUGUUCCAGGUACAGAUCAAAAGGAUCUGCGGAAUAUUUCUGCAUUUUUGCAUUGCUGUUUUAUUUUCACCAGCAAUAUCCAAAGGUGGAUCUGCUCAUGAUCGAGUUUUGUGUCUAUACAGCUCUGAAAUCUUGCUGUCCAUAAUGCUACUGUUGAUUGAUAUUUUAUUGAUUCCCUGAGUGUCUGCCAGUUAUGUGGGGGUUUUCAUGUAAUUAGUAACCCUUACAAUUUUAUUUUCAUCUUUCUUCUUUAUUUAUAUUGUGCUUUCUUUUUUGGCUAUUCAUUUGGGGUGCCAUUAAAUGACAAUUCCUGGCUUACACUUCUUGUUUUAAAUGUGUUAAUUUUCCUAGUCAUUCGCCAUUAUUACAUUUGGGGAAGCUGACCCUUUUAAAAUUUCAAGUACAAACAACACUGGUUUAGUGGUGCAGUGUUUUCGCAGAGUGAUUAUCAGGUGACAGUCACCAUUCCUUAGGUAGCUGCCAGUUGUUAUGUCCGUAUUAACAUUUCCUUGGUUCACUAGGACUGCACCUGAGAAGUGGUUGUCAGAACUGUGCAGUCCCAUUGCCCUACACAGAGUGUUUGUUUUGUAAAUCUAAAGAUGUUCUGUGAAGUCUGUCAGGAGAUUUAAUGUAAGGAAGAAGUUCUUCCCUGUGAGGGUGCUGAGGCGCUGGUACAGGGUGCCCAGAGAAGCUGUGGCUGCCCCAUCCCUGGCAGUGUUCAAGGCCAGGUUGGACACAGGGGCUUGGAGCAACCUGCUCUAGUGGAAGGUGUCCCUGCCCAUGGCAGGGGUUGGAAUUGGAUGAGCUUUAAGGUCCCUUCCAACCCAAACCAGUCUGGGAUUCUAUGAUAAUACUGAAAUAUUUGGUGUUAGAUGGAGGAGAUGAUAGUGUCAAAAAAUAUUUUUAAUAUCAAAGGAAGCCUUUGGAUUUCAGCAGAUGCUCUGCUUUGAGGCCUCUUAGGAAAGUCUUUCUUUUAUUAAUUUUUCCCCUCUCUGUAAGUGCUGAAGAAAUGUUUCACUUCUUUAGUGUGUCGUAGCACUGUACCAGCUACUAGAAAGAAAAUAACUGUUACAGCUGAAACCAGGACAUAAUGACACUUCACAUCUGUUCUGUGUACCUCCUUGUGCCUCCCAGUCCUGUGCUGUACCUUUGAUUUUGUAACUUCCAAUGGCUUUAAUUUAAAACAAUUUCUUGUACCCUUUCUCACUUUUCUUCCUGCCCCUUCCCUGUCCCUAAUCUGCGUUUACAGAACGAGUUGAAACCUCUGAUUAUUCUUAAGAAAUCCUGGUAAUGCCCAGCAUAGGCUAUUUCUUCUCUUUCAUAAAGAUUUUCAUUUUCUUUAUUUGAGCUCCAAACAUUAUGUUGUGAAAUAAUAAAGGCAAGUUAUCCAAAUGCUGGUUUAGCUUAAAUAUGUAAUAUCUGAUGCUGCAACAAUCUCAUGUACAGUCGACAUUUGUAUUUUGGUUGUUGUCCUCUUCUUACUAAUGCUUAAAUGCUUUCUGCCUGUUUGCACAGAAGCCUGGUACCUGAGUAUUAGACUGAAGGCUGCUGAACCAGAGUUUCUGCUUUCUAAAGGAAGUGCUCCUGUAUUUCACAGAAACAAUACCUAUCUGACAUGGCUGCAGUAUACAUAUAUAGUGUAGAUACACUGCCUCAGAGUAGAGAAGGAAUUUGGGCAAGAAGGCACAAUCAUUAUGACAAAUGGCUGUGGAACUUCAGCUUUGUAUUUAAGCAAUAAAUACGUUUUCCAUGAA
Molecule: messenger RNA, 3882 nt
Organism: Strigops habroptila (Kakapo)
Lineage: Eukaryota; Metazoa; Chordata; Aves; Psittaciformes; Psittacidae
Gene: NME6
Product: NME/NM23 nucleoside diphosphate kinase 6
Exons: 5
Coding region: 16-576 (186 amino acids)
Biological process (GO): UTP biosynthetic process; GTP biosynthetic process; CTP biosynthetic process
Molecular function (GO): nucleoside diphosphate kinase activity
Source: RefSeq, a predicted model, not a curated record